CUGCUGACAGACAGCAGCAGAAAUAUAUUACUUGGAUAAAAAAAGUGGAUAAAGAAUAAAUAAUUACCUUUUUUCUUGGUCUCAAGAGAUUUCAUCAGGAGCCAUGGCCACACUCGGACAAAUCAUCUUCUACAGCAUGCUCAUCAUCAUCGUCAUACUUAGUUUCUUCAUCAUCCUCUUCUUCUCUCUGGCCUUCUCAAAGCCCCAGUCCAAUGUGAUAAGCAGCAGUACAAAGCCUGUCGCCAACCUUGGUGGGGAUCAGCUGCUCAGCUGCUAUCUUGACACACAAACUUCCCAAGACAAAGUGACAGUGACCUGGAAGAAGACGGACCUGACCGGCCUGGUUUACUUUUAUCAGAAUGGAGCUCCGGAUCUGACGAAUCAGGCGUCACAGUUCAGUGGGAGAACUCAGCUCUUCCCUGAGGCUGUAGUCACAGGCAAUGCCUCUCUGCUGCUGAGGAAUGUGAGACGCAGCGAUGAGGGGAAGUACACAUGCAGCAUCAGCUCCUCUAAAGGUGGAGGAGAGGUCAGCAUUCAACUCAGAACAGCAGCUUUUUCAGCGCCCACUUUCACCUUCUCAAAUGGCACCCUGUCUGCUGAGGCAGUCAGGUGGUUCCCUAAGCCAAGCUUUUUGUGGUUAAACCAAACUGAGAACAUCCUGAAUGGAAGCACCACUUUCACAGAAAACUCUGAGGGGAUAUUCAGCAUCUUCAGCACACUGCUGUCGGUCCAAGUCAGUGACACCUACAGCUUCAGGAUUGAAAACAACUUGGUGAUGUCUCUUUCUGAAGCAACUAUAUCAGGCUCGAACGUUUCAUGGAGGACUUAUUUCACCUUCAGUGCUGCUUCAUUCCGUCCAGUUGGAUCACUUUAUCUCAUUAUUAUGACCAGUUUCCUCUGCAUCUAUUAUGUGACCGUUUGACACACUAAUGUACACAAAAAAACACAACAGAUAUAGGCAGAUACUACCCCUGGCUGCAUAUGUGUGUGCAUGUGCUGCAUUUAAGGUCAGGAUAUGUCAAAAGUAAAGACUGACAUUCACAAA
This is a messenger RNA of Neolamprologus brichardi, 1045 nucleotides long. It is a transcript of the gene vtcn1, whose product is annotated as V-set domain containing T cell activation inhibitor 1. The record is from RefSeq and is a predicted model, not a curated record. Gene Ontology annotation, molecular function: signaling receptor binding. NCBI's taxonomy places the organism in Eukaryota, Metazoa, Chordata, Actinopteri, Cichliformes, Cichlidae. Gene Ontology annotation, cellular component: external side of plasma membrane. Gene Ontology annotation, biological process: T cell receptor signaling pathway; regulation of cytokine production.